UUCGGGAAUUGCGUAAUGUGGGAGUCAUCAACCAAAAUAGACGUAAUCGACGAUCGUGAUCGGUUAAACAAUAAUUUUUCGACCUCAUACAAAACAGCGUAAUCCGCGUUUAUUACGAUCAUGUAUUGAUAUUGUUUUACUAUCAUAUCGUUAUGUGAUAUUUCAUACGCGAAGGACGUGUACAACAUAUAUAAUGGAAAAUGAAAGUAAGCGUUCCUCUAUCUACAUGUAUCAAACAUAAUAAGAGCUGUAGAUAAGAUAUCGGAGGUUUUUAGCCGACUUGUUUCGCCUGUGUGUCCUGGAAGGAUUGUAAAACACCGAAAAGUUGAUGUAACAUGGCUGCCAGUACUGUUCCAUUAGACUCCCAUAAUGCAACGCUCCUCAAUGAACUUGAGAUUGGGGAUAUGGUGGAAUUUCCGAGAGGCUGGUAUUCACACUGGGGUGUAUAUAUAGGUAAAGGAAAGAUUGUGCAUCUGUCAGGAGGGGACAAUGACGGUAUCAAUGCCUCUAACUCAGGGAGUGUUUUUACCAUCUGUGGGAAGAGAUUCAACAAAGCCUGGGUGAGGGUGGAUGACUUUUGCAAAGUUGUCCUUGGCUGUCAAGCAAGAAAAAACAAUGGAAAGGACAGGAAGUGCAGGCCCCGCCAAGCACACGAAAUGGUACGGAUAGCACUGGACAUGGUUGGUGAGAUAGGUUACAACGUACUGUGGCAUAACUGUGAACACUUUGCAGCUUUCAUUAGAUAUGGAGAAAAGUGGUCAGAGCAGGCUGAUACUGCUUUAGCCUGGACCGUUGGAGCUGGUGCAGUUGCAGUGCUUGGAUUUUUCGUUCGCAGUCUCUUCCAAGGGGAAAAGGAGAAUGCAAAGCAGUAGUGACUGUUAGAAAUGAUGUUAGUAACCCAGGGCACUGUUUAGCUAUAUAUCUUAGUAACCCAGGUCACCUACAGGGUUGUUGAGCUGUAUAUUUUAGUAACCGAGGUCACCUACAGGGUUGUUGAGCUAUGUAUUUCAGUAACCCAGGGCACUUACAGGGUUGUUGAGCUAUAUAUUUUUAGUAACCCAGGUCACCUACAGGGUUGUUGAGCUAUGUAUUUCAGUAACCCAGGGCACGUACAGGGUUGUUGAGCUAUGUAUUUCAGUAACACCAGGUCACCUACAGGGUUGUUGAACUAUAUAUUUUAGUAACCCAGGUCACCUACAGGGUUGUUGAGCUAUGUAUUUCAGUAACCCAGGGCACUUACAGGGUUGUUGAGCUAUAUAUUUUAGUAACCCAGGUCACCUACAGGGUUUUUGAGCUAUGUAUUUCAGUAACCCAGGUCACCUACAGGGUUGUUGAUCUAUAUAUUUUAGUAACCGAGGUCACCUACAGGGUUGUUGAGCUAUGUAUUUCAGUAACCCAGGGCACUUACAGGGUUGUUGAGCUAUAUAUUUUUAGUAACCCAGGUCACCUACAGGGUUGUUGAGCUAUGUAUUUCAGUAACCCAGGUCACGUACAGGGUUGUUGAGCUAUGUAUUUCAGUAACCCAGGUCACCUACAGGGUUGUUGAACUAUAUAUUUUAGUAACCCAGGUCACCUACAGGGUUGUUGAGCUAUGUAUUUCAGUAACCCAGGGCACUUACAGGGUUGUUGAGCUAUAUUAUAUUUUAGUAACUUAGGGCGCCUACACCUGUCAGAAUAUCACUGAACACAAAUUUGAUGAAAAUUACAAUUUAGUAGAUAUAAUUGCUCAUAAAUGCUAAAAUUUAUAGGAAUUUUUGUGCUUUAACAAGUUAACAUUGCACAACCUGUCUGUAAAAUCGAUUCCAAAUUCAUAGAUAUGAAAUGUCAUAAUAUGUACUGUGACGUUGUUAAGAAGCCAAUAUAACAGACUGUCCUAUACUGUCGUGGGUGUGUCCUUUGUGCAAUUUGGUCUGGAUAGCAUAUGAUGGUUCUCCUGCAUGACAUUCAAUGAAUUAGACACCAGGCAUUCCCAGGAAACCCUGCCUCAAAAUUACCCCUGCUUUUCAUGGAGUGAUUGAACCAACCAACAAACUUACCAUAUAAAUUUCACAUUAUUAUUAACAAAACCACUUGACAAACCUACUAUUGUAUACUGUAGAACAAGGUAAAUACAAAUGAUGCAAAUAAACAGAAAAACAUGCAUACAGAUCCUGGUAUCAAAGCUUAGCAUUUAUAGGUCAUUGAGGGACAGUCUUUGAAAUACACUUCCUGUAACAAAACACCAUAGCCAUAAUGACAAACGCUGAAUAUACAUGUACCUGAGGGGGGUAUAUAGAAUUACUAGGCAUAAAGAGACUAACCACAUAAUAGGCUUCAGGAAUAAUUAAAAGUAUUGAUAUUGCCCCCGGAAACUCUAAUUUAUCUCUAAUUUGUUAUACAUGGCUGAAAUCCUGUACCAUAGUCACAUUACUAAGGAUACAGUGUGAUUGUAGUACAGUAUAUAAAUGUACAUGUCAUCAGUUGCAUUGACUUUCCAGUAGAGAUUUACUGUUAUGGCAUGUCAAUUAUUGAUUCAAAAACAUGUAUAGAUGUGAGGGAGAGGGGAUAUACUAUCCUUGGAUAUAAACUCCUGUUUUAACAUAAAGACAAUCCUCGGUUCACACUCUGUCUUUAUUCCAUAUAUCUACAAAUGAUUUAUAUAAUUCUUUACACAUGUAUCAUAUAUAUUUUGAAAACAUAAUUUAUACAUUUAUUCAUUUAUUCACAUAUCUUCUGUUUAGGCUAAAUGCAAUUCAGUUACGGUUUCGUGGCCUUGGGAACAAGCUUUUACUACCAAGCCUAGCUUCCUGCUGAUUGGUGGAAAUAUUCUUAUUUAUUCUUUCCUUCAUUCAUACAGAGCCUAGCAGUUUUGUUUCAUUCUGUUAUCAGGUAUUGAGUUGUUGGAGAUCUCAAAGCAAGAUUUACAAACUAUUAUUAUUAUUAUUAUUAUUAUUAUAUUCAUAACAGUUGAUCAAUCCUGAAAGUGUUGAGUUUAAUAAGUUUGUUCUGUUUGUUUACAUGAAUUUUAUUGAUUGCAUUGUACAUCACUCGCAGCGCAGAAAUAUUUACACAUAAAGCAUAUUGCUGUGGUGUUACAAACAUUUUGAUGAUUGCUUUGUUUUUGGCUGUGGUGAUAAUGUUAAUAAAAUUUGUUGUAUUUUA
Molecule: messenger RNA, 3141 nt
Organism: Ylistrum balloti
Lineage: Eukaryota; Metazoa; Mollusca; Bivalvia; Pectinida; Pectinidae
Product: phospholipase A and acyltransferase 4-like
Exons: 6
Coding region: 336-872 (178 amino acids)
Biological process (GO): N-acylphosphatidylethanolamine metabolic process
Cellular component (GO): cytoplasm
Molecular function (GO): A2-type glycerophospholipase activity; glycerophospholipid phospholipase A1 activity
Source: RefSeq, a predicted model, not a curated record